UCGAAAUAUAAACAUAUAGAAACGUAUCUACAUACAUCUUGGAUUAUAUAAUCAACUGACUUGGAGAUGAAGAAAAUCAUGGUAACUGUUGCUGCUGUUCUGUUGAUGACUUUGGUGCUUGUUGAGGCCGCUCCUGGAGGAGGACAAUCUGGAGGCGGAGGUGGAGGUGAAGCUGGAGCUGGAGCAGGCGCUAAUAUGGGAUUUGGUGGUGGUGCUGGAGGUGGUGGUCAAGGGCAAGGAGGCGCAGGAGGUGAGGCAGGCGCUGGUGCUGGAGUUGGUUUCGGUGCAGGAGCGGGAGCAGGAGCUGGAGGUCAAGGAGGAGCAGGUGGCGGCAAAUAGAAAAGUCUUAAUGCGGAAAUGAAAAAUAUAUUUUGAUAUUUAACUGUACUUCUGUUUUCUUUUUUCAAUAAAGUUCUAUUCCUGUUAUGCAAUUUAUGAAA
This is a messenger RNA of Argiope bruennichi, 440 nucleotides long. RefSeq lists its product as uncharacterized. The transcript is spliced from 2 exons. The record is from RefSeq and is a predicted model, not a curated record. Bases 67 to 339 code for a protein of 90 amino acids. Lineage: Eukaryota; Metazoa; Arthropoda; Arachnida; Araneae; Araneidae.